This is a messenger RNA of Arabidopsis lyrata subsp. lyrata, 722 nucleotides long. RefSeq lists its product as uncharacterized. Lineage: Eukaryota; Viridiplantae; Streptophyta; Magnoliopsida; Brassicales; Brassicaceae. The transcript is spliced from 2 exons. The coding region runs from base 84 to 545 and encodes 153 amino acids. The record is from RefSeq and is a predicted model, not a curated record.
AUAAGUGUUAUCCUCAAUCCUCAUCUUCACUUUCGAAGUUCUAACUCACCGAGAAAGAAAAGCAAAGAGAGUUUGGUAUAACUAUGAACAUUCCCACUUAUUACCGCCACUCAAACUUCAUCUUAAAUCCUCACAUAGACAAGACUUUUGCGAGGACUCGACAAGCAAGAUCAAAUAAUAUCACAUUCAUGACAAGAACUCAAGGAAGAAGAAGAAAGAUGAGACUGUGUUUGGUAAGAGCAAGUGCCGAAACCGGAGAAGAAGAAUCUAGCGAUCAAAGCAAGCCAGAGAGAAGAAGUUUCUUGAGCUUAGCAGAAGCCGGUCUUGUCGAAAUCUCGGGCCUUGGUGCACACGAGAAGUUUCUCUGUCGACUUACGAUAUCGUCGUUGAAUUUGCUAAGAGUGAUAUCAGAGCAAGAAGGAUGUUCAAUAGAAGAGUUGAAUGCUGGCAAAAUAUGUGACUGGUUCCUUAAGGAUAAGCUGAAGAGAGAGCAUAACAUUGAAUCUGCUGUUCUUCAAUGGGAUGAUCCCGAUUUUCCAUUUUAAAUAUUCGUAUUUUACCUUUAAUUAAGCCACACUGAAGUAUGAUCAAGUAUGAUCCUUUUGAAAAUAUCGUGAAUCUAAUUGAAGAUAUUAUUAGCUUCGUCAUUAACAAGGUGAAUAUAUAUGUGUCUUAAUCUAUUGUGGUCUGACUAGGAAAUAUAAACCCUUUGUUAAGUCCUA